AUGUUCAAUCAAUCCGGGGACAAGCCCCGUGGUGUUGUUCCCUCUGGUUCAGGAUACGGAGGCGGUCAGCAUGGCCUCACUCUCAACACAUCCGGUCAACCAUAUCCCAGGUUUGGCAUGCCGCAAGGCAUCGGUGGUUCUUCAACAUGUCCGCCACAGCAACAACAACAACAACAACACCAACAUCAACAUCACCAGCAGCAGCAGCAGCAGCAGCAGCAGCAGAGGGAUUUCAGCUCGUCCAUGGAAUGGAUGUCACAUGGCCCGCAGCAGACGCGCUUCAACGUUGUCUCCUCUAUGAACCAUGCGCCGCAACAACAGCAGCAACAGGACGACGAAAUGGAGCUGAAUGAAAUGAGCUCAGCUAGACCUGGGGUGUCGAAUUUGAUCGCCCGUUUUGAAGGCAUUCGCGCUGCACCGCCGACAAGUAGCAGAGUCAUGAGUCCUAUGAGUUCUGUAGCAAGCCCGACAAUCACCAGCCCAUCAUCGGCACAUUUUGGCAGCAUGCACAGCAGUUCAGCGACUAUGAGUGCGUCUGGCAUGAGUAGAAUCACUAGUCCCGUUCCCAACAGCCCGGCAACACCCAAUUAUUUUCGUGCCCCGGAAUCAUAUCGCCCACCUGUGCCCAGGAGUACCAAACCCGUGCUGGAUCGCGCGCCGUCUAAUAUCCCGCUAUAUACACCAGAUCAAAGAUUUGGUGAUGGGAGCAGUCGUGCUACUCCCUCAAAUAUUGCCUCUCCUCUACAGCCUCAACCUCUUUCCCAACCCCAGCCUCUCGCAUUCAGCCCACAGCAAAACACCUUCAGUCCGGCAUCGAAUGCUUUCAGCCCUCCGCAAAAUACCUUUAGUCCUCCUCCGAAUACCGUCAGCCCGCCUCCCGCGUCUUUUAGUCCAGCACCGUUCAGCCCUGCACCGACACCUUUUAGCCCGGCGACUUCCGCCUUCAGCCCGGCACCCACACCAGCCCCGAGUCUUAUUCCUAUAACCCCAAGUGGAAUGCAAACGCCAUUUGGCCCUCCCCCUCCCACAUCUUUCCCGAGCUUAUUUUCUAACGCCUUGCAGGGCCAAGCUCGACCGCCCAGUGUUGCACCUACACCAAAGCCUGCAACGGGCAGUAGACCGUCGCGCGAGCAGGUACCUGCAGAGGCAUGGGAGUCUUUUAGGCUCACCAUCAAGCAACUGUACCUGGAGGAACGGCGGCCCCUGAAAGAAGUCAUGCAGAUUAUGGCCGAGCAGUAUGGCUUCCAAGCAACGCCCAAGAUGUAUAAGACGAGGUUCUCCCAGUGGGGGUUUGUCAAAAAUAACACCGAAGAUGAGGUCAAGCGACUUUUGUCGAUGAAGUUUCAACGCGAUGCCGAGGGCAAGGUUUCCGAAUUUGUUCGAAACGGCAGGGUAGUCAACCUGGGCACGUAUCUCAAGAGGAAAGGAGUAACGGAAUACGAUCUCGUCGACUUUGAAACACCGGCUCAACUUCCGUCGUAUGUGCGAUGCCGUACCCCGACACCGCCACCCGCUCCGGGUUAUCUGCGAUCACCAGACCUGCUCCGAGCGCAGGAGACAGUUGUUGGAAACAUGAGGAAGGCUUUUUUGCACUGUCGGCAAUUCGAGGUAGAAACUGAUCGGCAAAUCGGAUGGACAUCGAUCAUGCUUUGGGGUGCCGGAUCGAGCGACAUGUUUGCCGACGCUAACAAGAAGUUCGAAAUGGGUGAGCACGACGCAGGUGGGCACUUGUUAAUGAGGGCGUUCAAGAGGUUGGAAAUGGACCUCAAGCAACUAUCACCGCAAGGUAUCAAAGAGCUACUCUUAGGAAUGGUGCAUCGCGACGCCGGCAUGAUGACUGCACUCUGCAAGUACUUGGCAGCAUAUUCAACAACGAACUUUGAACGAUCGCACCCACUACGACAGACUUUCUCGACCUUGUACGAAGUGCAGCAGAAACACGGCCCGAUUACGCUCUCAGAACUUGUCUGGGGCUGCAUACCGACAAUUGCCGAAGAACUCGAAGCCAUAUAUGGUCGACGACACCCUUAUGUGGCUAGAACAUGGAUCGACCUGGCCAUCUUUUAUAACCACGCCAACCCCGAGAGACUCGAAAAGCUGCUUACAGAACUUCAACCGAUGCGGAGACAGAUAGCGGGACGUUACGGACAGAACAGCGCAGAGGAUCUGUGUCUCCGAUACGCCAUCGUACAGUUGUUGCAGGCAGCUUGGCCGAACGGCGACACGACUCGUCUGGAAGCGUUGGACCUGUGGAAUGCGAUGAAGAACGCCGGUCUCGUUUUUCCCGUCCGAGGAGCGGAGCACAACACGUUCUGCUACCACAGCCCUGUAAAGAUCGAUCCUUGGGAAAGACGUUGCAGAGACCGGUAUAACGUUGGCGUCCAGUUCUUUCAGCAGCACUGCGGCAUCAAGGUGUUGCCGUACUUUGAGGAGGACAUGCACUACACAGAGCACGCCCCUGAUUCGAACGCCGCGCUCGCAGCAGCUCUGGGACAUGUGGCGCCCUCCAAAUUCUCGCUCAUCUAA
Molecule: messenger RNA, 2526 nt
Organism: Colletotrichum truncatum
Lineage: Eukaryota; Fungi; Ascomycota; Sordariomycetes; Glomerellales; Glomerellaceae
Source: RefSeq, a predicted model, not a curated record